Messenger RNA from Quercus robur (English oak), 2330 nucleotides. RefSeq names its product 15-cis-phytoene desaturase, chloroplastic/chromoplastic. Lineage: Eukaryota; Viridiplantae; Streptophyta; Magnoliopsida; Fagales; Fagaceae. Gene Ontology annotation, biological process: carotenoid biosynthetic process. The transcript has 15 exons. Gene Ontology annotation, cellular component: chloroplast thylakoid. Gene Ontology annotation, molecular function: phytoene dehydrogenase activity. Bases 289 to 2025 code for a protein of 578 amino acids. The record is from RefSeq and is a predicted model, not a curated record.
AUGAAAAUGAAAACAGCCAAACCGAUACAAAAGAAGUGCAAAUUCCACUUACGUAUGUCCUAACGCACUCUCACUCAUCAGUUAUCACUAUUUAUCACCACAAACUAAACUAACUACUCUCUCUCUCUCUCUCCUCUGGAAUUGAAUUGGACUACUAGACACUAGUACUAUCCCUUUUGCUCAAGGGUCUUCACAGUUGAAGUUGGAAACUAUUUGUUUGUUGAAUUUUGUGUUAAAUACAUUCUUAAAAAAAAAAAAAACCCUAAUUUGGAAAUUGGGUUUGGUGAAAUGACCAUUGGUGGGUUUGUUUCGGCUGCAAACUUGAGCUGCCAAAGUACUUUGACAGGAAAUCAAACUCUAAGAUGUGGGUUUCUUAAUAAUUCAGUGAAAACCAAUGCAUUAGCAUUUGGAGGUUGUGAAUCCAUGGGUCAUAGUUUGAGAAUUCCACUUACAAAGGCUAUUAGAUUGAGGCCGAGGAAGGGUGUCUCUCCUUUGCAGGUAGUAUGUAUGGACUUUCCAAGACCAGAGCUUGAGAAUACUGUUAAUUUCUUAGAGGCUGCUUAUUUGUCUUCUUCCUUUCGUGCAUCUGCUCGUCCAUCUAAACCCCUAACAGUUGUAAUUGCUGGUGCAGGUUUGGCUGGUUUGUCUACUGCAAAGUAUUUGGCAGAUGCUGGUCACAAACCUAUACUAUUGGAGUCAAGAGAUGUACUAGGAGGAAAGGUGGCUGCAUGGAAAGAUGACGAUGGAGACUGGUAUGAGACUGGAUUACAUAUAUUCUUUGGGGCUUACCCAAAUGUGCAGAAUCUGUUCGGAGAACUUGGUAUUGAUGAUCGGUUGCAAUGGAAGGAACAUUCUAUGAUUUUUGCAAUGCCAAAUAAGCCGGGAGAGUUCAGCCGAUUUGAUUUUCCUGAAGUUCUUCCUGCACCAUUAAAUGGAAUAUGGGCUAUCUUGAAGAACAAUGAGAUGCUGACUUGGCCAGAUAAAGUCAAGUUUGCGAUUGGACUCUUGCCGGCAAUGCUUGGUGGACAGGCUUAUGUUGAAGCUCAAGAUGGUUUAACUGUUAAAGAGUGGAUGAGAAAGCAGGGAGUACCUGAUCGUGUAACUGAUGAGGUUUUUGUAGCCAUGUCAAAGGCGCUAAACUUCAUUAACCCCGAUGAACUUUCAAUGCAAUGCAUAUUGAUUGCUUUGAAUAGGUUUCUUCAGGAGAAGAAUGGUUCCAAGAUGGCUUUCUUGGAUGGUAAUCCCCCAGAGAGACUCUGUAUGCCAAUUGUUGAUCAUAUUCAAUCACUAGGUGGUGAAGUAAGACUAAAUUCGAGAAUACAAAAAAUCGAGCUAAAUAAUGAUGGAACAGUGAAAAGCUUUUUACUGAAUAAUGGGAACAUGAUUGAAGGAGAUGCUUAUGUAUUUGCUACUCCAGUUGAUAUCCUGAAGCUUCUUUUGCCGGAAAACUGGAAAGAGAUUCCAUAUUUCCAGAGAUUAAAGAAAUUAGUUGGAGUUCCAGUUAUUAAUGUCCACAUAUGGUUUGACAGAAAACUGAAGAACACCUAUGAUCACCUACUGUUUAGCAGAAGUCCACUUCUCAGUGUGUAUGCUGACAUGUCAGUAACAUGUAAGGAAUAUUACAACCCUAAUCAAUCUAUGCUGGAGUUGGUUUUUGCGCCUGCAGAAGAAUGGAUUUCACGCAGUGACUCAGACAUUAUUGACGCUACAAUGAAUGAACUUGCAAGACUCUUUCCCGAUGAAAUUUCCACGGAUCAAAGCAAAGCAAAGAUUGUGAAGUACCAUGUUGUUAAAACACCAAGGUCUGUUUACAAAACUGUCCCAGACUGUGAACCUUGCCGUCCCUUACAAAGAUCUCCUAUUGAGGGGUUUUACUUAGCUGGUGACUACACAAAACAAAAAUAUUUGGCUUCAAUGGAAGGUGCUGUUCUGUCAGGAAAGCUUUGUGCUCAAGCUAUUGUACAGGAUCAUGAGUUGCUUAUAGCUCGGGGGCAAACAAGGUUGGCUCAAGCAAGUGUUUAUUGACAAAAAUCUUUGCAAAUGGAGGUAAAUUUUUCCUUGGUUCAAGAGGAUCAUUUAAGUAAUAGUUAUGGCUCGUGGAUCAAUGAUAUAUCAACACUAAAGAUAUAUUUUCAGCCCUUGGGGUACUAUACAUGAUGAUAGCAUAUUGAGCUGUCUAUUUCUGUAGCUUUUCUGGAUAUAGGAUCUUCUUUUUGUUCCUCAUAUGAUGCUCAUCUUGCUGUAAGUGUACAUAAUUUUCUCCACUGUCUAUCUAAAAGACAAUGAAAUUAAGGAGAGUAAAUAAAUUUGAUUCAGUUUGUGUACUUAAA